AUGUGGUGGUGGAAGAUUUUGACAGUUGCUGCCAUUGGGACAGUACAUGCGGCAUCCCGAGACCAAUGGCUCGGUCGGUCGGUCUACCAAGUAGUCACCGAUCGCUUCGCUCGAUCCGAUAACUCAACCACCGCUUCUUGUGAUACAGGAUUGGGAAAGUAUUGCGGUGGGAGCUUACAGGGUAUCAUAAAUAAGCUGGAUUAUAUUCAGGAACUCGGCUUCGAUGCAGUUUGGAUCUCCCCCGUGCAAAGCCAGGAGUCAACUCGCACAGCGGAUCUCUCAGCAUACCAUGGGUAUUGGCCAAAUGACCUGUAUUCCAUCAACUCCCAUUUUGGCACUUCCGAUGACCUCCAAGCUUUAUCCGCAGCGUUGCACGCGCGUGGCAUGUACUUGAUGCUGGACAUUGUUGUUGGUGACAUGGCCUGGGCUGGAAAUGCCUCCACUGUUGACUACAGCAAGUUCAAUCCAUUCAAUGAUCAGAAGUAUUUUCACGACUACAAGCUGCUUUCUGAGGACCCCACAAAUAACACCUGUGUUCUGGAUUGCUGGAUGGGAGACAACACCAUAUCGCUUCCAGAUCUGCGAAACGAGGAUCAGGAAGUCCAGCAGAUUCUGGGCACCUGGGUUUCGCAGUUGGUUUCGAACUACUCAAAGGCCUUCAACACGACCAAUGGAGACUUAACCAGGGUCAUACAGUCUGUCGACUACAUCAGGAAAUCUUGCGACGAUGUACUUCCCUUGGGAACGUUCACAUCGAAUCAGGAUGUCCCGCGCUUUGGCUCGUAUACUUCAGACAUAUCGCUGGCGCGCAACAUUCUCACAUUCAAUAUACUCGCUGACGGUAUCCCCAUCCUCUACUACGGGGAAGAACAGCACCUAUCAGGUGGGUUCAAUCCUGUCAACCGGGAGGCCCUAUGGCUUACUAAAUACUCGAUGAACUCGACCUCGCUACCUUUGCUGGUCCAGUCGUUGAAUCACAUUCGAUCCUAUGCGAGCCGCGACGGAGGAAAAUCCACGAAGUCGGGGAGCGACUAUUUGUCGUACCUCUCAUUGCCAAUCUACAGCUCAACAAACAUCUUGGCCAUGCGCAAGGGAUUUACCGGUAACCAGGUUGUGACUGUAGUGUCCAACCUGGGAGCCAAGCCAGCCACCAAUGCCACCACCCUAAUCACGCUUGGUUCAGACGGCACAGGGUUUUCAUCCGGACAAAAUGUGACCGAGCUCUUGUCUUGCAAAACAUUUGUGACUGAUUCCAGUGGCAAUAUCAGUGUGGACCUCAGCUUGGAUGGAGGCCCGAGGGUGUACUAUCCUACUGAAAGCUUGAACCGAAGCACUAAUAUUUGUGGAAAUCACACCCAAACAUCUGCAGCCUCGUCAGCAAGUCCAAGAACUUCCACUGGCGCGGGGAUGUCCAUGUUCGGCUUGUCCUGGGGGAUAAGCCCAUUGAUAGUCACGGCUGCUUUGACCACGUCCUACAUUUCCAUCUAA
Messenger RNA from Penicillium soppii, 1488 nucleotides. RefSeq lists its product as uncharacterized. Gene Ontology annotation, molecular function: alpha-amylase activity; calcium ion binding. The transcript is spliced from 7 exons. Lineage: Eukaryota; Fungi; Ascomycota; Eurotiomycetes; Eurotiales; Aspergillaceae. Gene Ontology annotation, biological process: carbohydrate catabolic process. The record is from RefSeq and is a predicted model, not a curated record. Bases 1 to 1488 code for a protein of 495 amino acids.